This is a messenger RNA of Culicoides brevitarsis, 1708 nucleotides long. RefSeq lists its product as uncharacterized. The record is from RefSeq and is a predicted model, not a curated record. Lineage: Eukaryota; Metazoa; Arthropoda; Insecta; Diptera; Ceratopogonidae. Gene Ontology annotation, biological process: regulation of transcription by RNA polymerase II. Gene Ontology annotation, molecular function: RNA polymerase II cis-regulatory region sequence-specific DNA binding. The transcript has 7 exons. The coding region runs from base 270 to 1385 and encodes 371 amino acids.
GAAGCCAAACGUCAGAAUUGCAAUUGCAAACAAAAAUCGGUCUCAAAGGCGAAAAAUAAGAGAAUUUCCGCGAGAAAAAGUGGCAUUCGCGCAUUUUGCGGCAUUUAAACGUGAAAACGCGACGCAUUUGGCGUGGCAAUCAUUUGGAAGGCGUCGUUAAAAGAGGAACGCGUACGGAGCGGUGUACGGGCGUCUGUGCGAACGUACGCGAGACGGAAAGAAUCGAACAAAAUUUGAGGAAAAAUUCGUAAAAAAUUGCGGGAAGCAGAAUGGAGUCUGCCGUGGAUCAGGAGAUAAAAUGCGAGCUACGUGACAUGGUGCGCGAGGCAAAAAUUCAAACGACACUGCUGCAGCAAGAAGCUGGCGACCAAUUCAAGUCCGGCUCCGAGACGGAGGACCAAAUGUCGGAGGAAGACAUCAAAUAUCACAUGAAAAACGACUCGGUUGGCAGUCAAAAUGAGUCGUACGGCAUCAGUUUGAGCAACUCGUCGAUGCGGAAAAAGCGCGGAAAUCUGCCAAAGCACUCGGUGAAAAUCCUCAAAAAGUGGCUCUACGAGCAUCGGUACAACGCGUAUCCGAAUGACGCGGAAAAGCUCACGUUGUCGCAGGAAGCGGGCCUCACGGUGCUGCAAGUGUGCAAUUGGUUCAUCAAUGCGCGCCGUCGAACGUUGCCCGAGAUGAUUCGGCGCGAGGGCAACGACCCCAUGCACUACACGAUCUCGCGACGAGGCAAGAAACUAAAUCAAUCGCAAAUUGAGCUCGGCAAUGCGACGCAACACAUCACGAUGAAUUUGGGAUCAGAAGUUAUUGUGGGCGCCACUGAAGAAGUUACAGAAGAGACAGAAGUGAUUGAAGACGGAUUCCCCGAAAUUAUUCAAACAGCACAAGGACACCAAUAUGUGCAAACGCCAACGGGUCUCAUCAAAGUUGAGCAACAAGAUGCCGACAAUUAUGACCACAUUAUAUACAGAUCGGAAGACGAAAACGAUAUCGAGUACGAUGGUUCAUGCUCACCAGCGGCGAUCGAAGAAGAAAUCAUGGAAGGCGAUUGGGAUAAUGUUAUUGAAUACAGUACAACGGACAAAGAAAAUAUACCAGAAGAAAUAAAUGAAGAAACAGUGACAAGUACGAGCCCGAUUGCGGAAUAUAUCAGUCAAAGUGGCGUUCGUACCUCAAAUGUCUCUGUUAGUCGUAUGCAAGUUGCCCAGAGUCCCCCGUCAUCCGUUAUGUACACACCAGCCGGCACUCAAGUAAAAGUUAAAGGAAUCGUUCGCGAUGGCAAAGACAAUGGCAAUUUCAAAUGUUUAUAUCUGCUCGUGGAGACGGCAGUUGCUGUGCGUCAACGAGAACAAGAACAAGAGGAAGUCCAUGUGAUUGGCAAUUAAAAACAAAAACACAAAAGAAAAACCACCUCUUCACUCUUUUUUGCACAAAAUUAAUUUAUAGGAUUGUAUCGUCGUCAUUUUUUUUUUCGUCAUCCCACUUCUUCGCUUGUGUGAAUCGCUCCUGUAAAAAAAAAGAAAUCCGAAGACAACCAGUUUGUAUUUUUUUGUAUAAUUUGACAUCAUGUGACAACGUAGGAAAGAAAGCAAACAAAGGGAAACCCAGUUUUUAUUAAACUCUUAGCCAUAAAGAAACUUUUAAACAAUUUUUUUAACAUAAAAAACCUGAAAUUUAAUAUUAAUUCGUAAUUUGUAGUGGUUAAAAA